Aspergillus melleus is the source of this 1539-nucleotide messenger RNA. Its product is annotated as sugar porter family MFS transporter. Gene Ontology annotation, molecular function: carbohydrate:proton symporter activity. Bases 1 to 1539 code for a protein of 512 amino acids. The record is from RefSeq and is a predicted model, not a curated record. Gene Ontology annotation, biological process: transmembrane transport; carbohydrate transport. The transcript has a single exon. Gene Ontology annotation, cellular component: membrane. Lineage: Eukaryota; Fungi; Ascomycota; Eurotiomycetes; Eurotiales; Aspergillaceae.
AUGUUCUUUGGAAAGACCCUUCGUCUGGCACAGGCGUUGCUCAUCGUAGCUCCUGCCUUUAUCCUCUUCGGUUACAACCAGGCCGGAGUUGGCCCUCUGGCCACGUUGCAGACAUGGGUUGAACAGUUCCCCUCCAUCGAUACCGUCAACACCGAGGGCGCCGAAAAGUCCACCAACUCCACUCGCAAGGGUGCCGUCAUCGCCGCCUUCCAGAUCGGUGCCCUGUUCGGCGCCCUGAGCUGCACCUACCUGGGUGAACGUCUGGGCCGCCGCAAGACCAUCUUCCUGGGUGGUAUCCUGGCCAUCAUCGGAUCGCUGCUGCAGACCGCCGCCUACGACAUCGCUCAGUUCGCCGUCGGUCGGGUCGUCCUGGGUUUCGGUAUCGGCCAGUUCAGUGCCGUCGUCCCUGUCUGGCAGUCCGAGUGCACCUCCGCUAAACACCGUGGCCAGCACGUCGUCGUCGACGGUAUCUGUAUCUGUCUCGGUUAUGUGCUCUGCAACUGGAUCGACUUUGGUCUCACCAAGGUCUCGGGUGACCUGCAAUGGCGGAUUCCUCUUGCCAUCUCCUUCUUCUUCAACGUGAUCAUCAUGGCCGCCGUCUUCCUGCUCCCUGAAUCCCCCCGUUGGCUGGUCCGCGUCGGCCGCAUCGAGGAGGCCACCCGGUCUCUGGCUGCCUAUAAGGGUGUGGCGGACGACGACGAGAGCGUGCGUCUGGAAAUCGCCGGUGUCGAGAACUCCCUCGAGACCUCGAGCCAGUCCGUCUCCCUCACCGAGAUGUUCGCCGGCAAGGACGACGAGCGCCUCCUGUACCGCUUCUGCCUGUGCAUCAUGCUCCAGUUCUUCCAGCAGAUGUGCGGUGGCAACCUGAUCUCCGUCUACGUGUCCACCAUCUUCGAGGACAACCUGGACAUGAGCACCGACCUGGCCAAGAUCCUCGCCGCGUGCGCCAUGACCUGGAAGUUCCUGUGCAGUUUCAUCGCCUUCUUCGCCAUCGACCGUCUCGGUCGUCGCGCCGUCUUUAUAUUCUCGGGCUGCGGUAUGUGCGUGUGCAUGAUCGUGCUGGCCAUCACCAACUCCUUCGGCAAGGGCAACCACCAGGCCUCGAUCGUCUCGGCCGUGUUCAUCUUCCUCUUCAACUCGUUCUACCCUGUCGGCUUCUUGGGCGCCAACUUCCUCUACUGCACUGAGGUCGCUCCCAUGCGUCUCCGUGUGGCCAUGUCCGCCAUCUCCACGGGUAACCACUGGCUGUGGAACUUUGUCGUCGUCAUGAUCACCCCGGUCGCGCUGGACACUAUCGGAUACCAGUACUACAUUGUGUACGCCGUCAUCUCAGCCUUCAUUCCUAUCAGCGUGUACCUCUUCUACCCGGAGACCAUGAACCGCAACCUGGAGGCUCUGAACCACGUGUUCCGCGACGCCCCGACCUGCUGGGACAUUGUGUCCAUGGCCAAGCAUCUGCCUCAGGGCGAAGCCGCCGAGGUGGAGGUGGCGAUGCGCACGGCGGAGAAGGGAUCCGUCGAGCAGAAGGAGCAUGCCUAG